GAUCCGGUGCAGGAGUGGGGCGAGGAGGAGGAGGACGGCGCCGUGUUCGGCAUCACCCUGCGCCGGGAGCCAGUGCUGCAGAACUCGGACUCGUCGGAUCUCGCGUCCUUCGCUUGCGUCCAGUACCACACGGUGAAGACGCGCAGGCUGAAGGCCGCCACCCCGGAGCGUCUGGUCGCCCACCUCUUCGAUCCCGAGUGCCAGGAGCCCGACUUCGUCCACGCGUUCCUGUCCACGUACCGGACCUUCACCUCCGGCGGCGCCUUCGUUGAGCUGCUGUUCAAGAGAGAUGAAUCUCUCACCAACGUGGACAACGUUGUCUGCACUCACAGCCCCWUUCUCCAGGUGUUCCGCCUGUGGCUGGAGGAGUACAGCGAGGACUUCCAGGAGCCCCCUCAGUACCCGACCCUGCGGCUCCUGUGUGCCCAGCUGCGCCGCCGCCUCUGCUUCAGACGUGUGGCUCAGACUGCCGAAGCUUUGCUCAAGAGACUCCAGGAACAAGAUUUGAGCCAGUCUGGAUCAGAACCCCUCGCUGAGCCACUGCAGGACCACGAUCAGAAGCAAAUCUCCCUCAAACAGGACUUUUGCGACUUCUCUGCGAGAGACGUGGCCGAGCAGCUGACCCGACUGGAUGCUGAUCUGUUUGUCAAAGUGGUGCCCUUCCAGUGCCUGGGCUGCGUCUGGUCUCAGCGAGACAAGAAGGAAAACCCAAAGCUGGCUCCGACAGUCCGAGCCACGGUUUCCCAGUUCAACGCRGUCACCAACCGCGUCAUCACCUCGCUCCUCUGCUCCUCCUCCCCCAGCCCGUCCACUUCCUCCCCCGUCUCCUCACCCUCCCGGGCCGCCGCCUUCCUGUACCCAUCGUCGGCCCCGGGUUCGCCCCGCUGCUCGCACGCCAGCCCGCUUCACAGAGCGCGCGUCAUCGAGCGCUGGAUCGCCGUGGCGCAGGAGUGCAGGCAGCUGAAGAACUUCUCCUCUUUAAGAGCGAUCCUGUCAGCUCUGCAGUCCAACGCCGUGUAUCGCCUCAAGAAGACCUGGGCGGCCGUGAGCAGGGAAAGCAUGAACAUCUUUGACCACCUGUGUGAGACUUUUCCUGAUGAGAACUGUGUGCUGAGCAGCAGAGAGAUUCUGCUGGAGGAUGGGAGUCACCCUGAAAGCGGCGCCGGCCAGGGCUCUAAAUCACCUCGACUCGGCUCCGAGUCCAGACACGCGAGCUUCAGCAGUGGGGUGGUCCCGUACCUGGGCACUUACCUGACGGUCCUCACCAUGCUGGACACGGCGCUGACCGACUCUGUGGAGGGUGGUCUGAUCAACUUUGAGAAGCGCAGGCGGGAGUAUGAGAUUCUCUCCCAGAUUCGUCAGCUCCAGGCUUCUUGUUGCCAYUACAACCUUGCAGUCAACUCUAACGUCACCGCCUGGCUGCAGACUCACACUCUGCUCACAGACCAGGAGAGCUACGAGCUCUCUCGUGAACUGGAGCCACCUGUCGAUCCCUGCCCCAACUCCCCCAGCCUGUGGAGCAACCGUCUCCUCGCCAAGAAGCUCGCCACGUUGAGAACGUCCCACUGCGACCAGAUCAGUGUCUCGUCUUCUGGCUCCAGCGGUUCCGACACGGAGGACCUCUCCAUCCCUCAGCCCUCCCGCCUCAGAUUAAAACUUAAGUCUCUCCCAGGCUCGCUGCACAAUGUAGCGGAGGACUCCUCCUCGUCCUCCUCCUCUUCGUCUCCCAGACUCUCCAGGUCUUCCUGCAGCUCCUCGCAUCCCAACCUGAGCUCUUCCUCCCUAGCUCUGAGCCCAGAGUCCUCGUCAUCGUCGUCGCAGUGCGGCUGCUCUCCUCUGGCGSUGCAGCCCGUCUACAACAAACAGGUGGCGGACUCGUGCAUCAUCAGGGUCAGCCUGGAGUGUUUCCACAACGGAAACGUCUACAAGAGCAUUCUGCUCACCAGCCAGGACCACACGCCUCACGUGGUGCAGAGAGCUCUGGAGAAACACAACAUGGAGGAUUUCAAGUGCAGCGACUUUGGCCUCUUUCAGAUGCUCAACCAUGGGAAAGAGCUCCAGAUUCCCGACAACGCCAACGUGUUUUACGCCAUGUGCACCUCCGCCAACUAUGACUUCGUCCUGCGUCAGCGCCAGUGGAACCACGGGAAACAGUCGGGCUCUUCGUCCAGCCCCGGAGCUCUGCACAGAACCCACCAAAUCAAAUGAUUUUUAGAAAAUAAGGAGUGAAUAAAUCAACUUCUGCUGAUUAUAACCCGGGACAAACGAGGAGCUGAAGCAUCUCGUUUCCGCUCGUUGUCGCCGGACCAUCGGUGUGCACCAGAGCCGCCG
This is a messenger RNA of Austrofundulus limnaeus, 2331 nucleotides long. It is a transcript of the gene rgl3a, whose product is annotated as ral guanine nucleotide dissociation stimulator-like 3a. Gene Ontology annotation, molecular function: guanyl-nucleotide exchange factor activity. Gene Ontology annotation, biological process: Ras protein signal transduction. The record is from RefSeq and is a predicted model, not a curated record. Lineage: Eukaryota; Metazoa; Chordata; Actinopteri; Cyprinodontiformes; Rivulidae. Gene Ontology annotation, cellular component: plasma membrane.